GGUGUGGUUUAUACGAUAAUUUUGAUUCAUUACCAUUUUAUCACUGUUUUGAAUGUUUUAUUAUCAGAUUAAUCCAAAUUAUUUCCCGCUGCAAUUACAAGUUAAUUCUUACAAACAUUUUGAAAACAGUUUUUAGUCUGAAUUUGAGAUAAAUUUUUUUAUGUUAAUUAAUUUAAUGGUAGCUAAAAUUACCUUUUAAUACAAUAGUUCCAUUUUAACAUUUUACCAAAGUUGCAUCAAAAUUAAGAACGUUUAAGCUCGAACUUCUUAAUUUGUUAUUCAAAAUACUAGAAAUAAAAUUUUUACUGUUUUCUCUAUUUCGUUUAAUUUAAGAAAUGGCAUAUACUGAAAAACAUAAACAGUUUUUGCAAUACUUCAUGUUCAAUAGAAUGGUAUUAGAAGAAGACGUAAAGAAUAUAAAUGCAAAUUUAUUUCCUGGAAAACAAUUAGAUGAUACUGUCGAACUAAUCAAUACAAAAAUUUUACCACUUGAGUUUAAAAUAAGUAAAACUAUUUGUGAACAAAAUGGUAGUAUUAAUUAUACAUUUAUAGCAUUAUUUGUUGAUGAAUUUAACUGUAAAGUAGACCCUAUUAAAAAGUUAUUUGCUGAUAUUGUCAAUUUCAUCAUUUCAUCUGGAGGGUGUGCUCCAUAUAAUGAAAUGAUUGAAAAUUAUAAAAAUUUCAAUUCUUUUGACAAUUCCUUAGAUGUUUUAUUUGAAAAAAAAUAUUUAACAGCUGAUCCUGAAAAAAAUAUUUAUCUUACACCAUUAGCAAUUAGUGAAUUGGAAGGCUUUUUAGUUGAAAAAUAUAUCAGUAGAAGAUGUAUGGGCUGUAUGAGUAUUGUAGUUUAUGGAAUUCAAUGUAGUUCAUGUAAUGAUUUCAUACAUGGUCAUUGCUUGACAUCUUAUAGCUUAAGUGUUGGUAGUCAAAAGUGUCCAAAGUGUUAUCAUAAAAUAUCUGUCAGUUGGAUUCCUUUAAAUGUAGGACAAUCUUUAUGAAUAUUAAUGUUUGCCUUAAUACUGUUUGCAGACACUAUUUUACUGCUUAUAUCAGAUAUAUAUGAUUACUUAAAUUUUUUUUUUUUUAGAAAUGAAUGUUAAUUUUUUUUAAUAUUAUAAUUUUAUAUUGUGCAGUAUAAUAUAUCUAUAAUAUUGAAAUAAAAAAUAAAUUUUACUUUAAAAAAAUUAUUUUGUAAAUCAAUAUUUAUCUCAUGAAUAGAUAUCAAAUAAUGAUAUUGAUUAAAUUAUUAAGUGUUGAGUAAUGUUUAUCUUCUUUUCAAGUUAAUAAAUUUACUAAUGUUUGUAAAUCUUGCAGAAACAUGAAGCCAUUAGUUAAUUAAAGAUGUAGUAUAAUCGGUUUUGAUGGAUGAAGUUCAGGACCAAUUUUUGUCUAAUAACACUUUUUUGUAAGACUCAUUUAAGUUAUCAAUAGAAUUCUAUAGGUGAAGUAAAAAUCUAUAACUGCAAAUUUUUAAAAUUUUGUAUUACACAACUUAUUUUAUCUUAUUGAUACAAUGUGUCAAAGUUGGUUCUGAUGAAGCUAAUAUAAAUUUGAAAAUUUUCAUUGGUAAAAAAUGAGAAAGUUCAACAAUUGAUUUAUUUUUACUAUUAUAUAAAUUUUAUCUUCAAAGCUGAGAUGGUAAUAAUUUUACUAUGAUGUAUUUUUUUUUGUCUGUCGGCACUUUUUCUUAGCUCUCACUGAACCGAUUUUUUUAACAAUACGUCAUUUCAUUUUAUAUAAAAUUUUUGAAAACUUAUUACUUUUGCCUACAGGGACUGAUUUAAAAUAGCAAAAUUUUCACAAGUCAAUUUUUUCAACUUUUGAAAAUGUUUCGGAAAUACUGUGUUUUUUAACAUAUGUUAAAUUAAAGCUUAUGUUAUGUACUAUAAAUUAAAAAAAAUAUUGUUCCGACGAUAUAUUUACUACGUACAAAUGGCUGACAUAGCUAAAAACAGACUAUUUUUGUGUUAAAACUUCCGAUUUUAUAUUUUCAACUUUAAAUUGCUAUAACUUUUUGAAAAUUGAAUGGAUCAACACAAAUUUUUGUUGUUAAAUACUUUAUAUAUACCCCUUUUAUCCAACACAUUUUUUUUUUUUUUUAAUCAGACAAUUUCCCGUUAUACAGUGGGCAUUCAAAUCUUGAAACAUACAUAUAAAAAGUAGAAUUUUUGCAACUUAACUUUUGAAAAUGAUCAGGAAAUAUUGUGUCUUUUAAACAUAUGUUCAAUUAAUACUUAUGUUACGUACUAUAGAUAAAAAAAAUUGUACCGACGACCUAUCUUUCAUGUGCAAAUGACCGUCGAAAUUGAACAAAUUUAUUAAAUAUUUAAUAACUAAAUUUAAAUUUAUUAAAUAUUUAUUAAUAUAUUAUAUUUAUAUAUCAUAAAAAGUGUUCAGGAUAUAAAUAAGGAAAUAGGAAUUAAUUUUGCUUUUGGAAUAAUCCACCAAUUUUUUAAAAUCAAACUAUCAACAGAUUUGAAAUGAAGUGUUUCUUAUGAUAGUGAUUUUAAUCAUUGUCAGAUAUCAUCCAUACUUGUCCCACUAUGCCACGUUCAUAUUGUGCCAUGAUCCCACGGUGCUACCGUUUUUUUUAGUCAUUUUUUGAAUCAAUGUAAUAUUUAUUUUGGAGACUACAGAUUUAUUUGAAAAUUAAUAUUUAUUCAUAGAUACAGUAAACACACCUCUUAAAUCUGUAUUAAUAAUACAUAUAUUUUUUUAAAACUUCUUACGCAUUUAAAAUAAUUUUUCUUAAUUUUUGGUUAAAAUUCAAAUAAUAUAAACUCUCAAGUGCUUAAAUUAAGGAUUACUUAAAUAUUAAACAAAGAGGAAAUUCAAUUAUAGAUUUUGACACUCAUAAUUUUAAUAGAUGUACAUGUUUUCAGAAAAGUCACAUCAAAUUUAAGAAUAGGAAAAGUGAGUAAUCUAAUUACAAAAAGACAUAGAGUAACUUGGAUAAAAGUCCAUAUGGUAUAAAAAUAUAAUAUUAAAAUAAAUUAUUAAAUUUUAUAAUUAUGAAACAAUGGUUGAUGAAUAAUAAAUUUUACAUGUUUUUUGUUGUUUCAAAAUCAUCAAGCUAAAAUUGAAUAUUUUAUAGGUUUCAAACAUUUUUCUUACUUUUAUGAUUUUGUAUGUGCA
Messenger RNA from Daktulosphaira vitifoliae (grape phylloxera), 3135 nucleotides. RefSeq names its product non-structural maintenance of chromosomes element 1 homolog. Bases 336 to 998 code for a protein of 220 amino acids. Gene Ontology annotation, molecular function: ubiquitin-protein transferase activity. The transcript is spliced from 2 exons. Gene Ontology annotation, biological process: double-strand break repair via homologous recombination; DNA damage tolerance. Lineage: Eukaryota; Metazoa; Arthropoda; Insecta; Hemiptera; Phylloxeridae. The record is from RefSeq and is a predicted model, not a curated record. Gene Ontology annotation, cellular component: Smc5-Smc6 complex; nucleus.